Molecule: messenger RNA, 2895 nt
Organism: Schistosoma intercalatum
Lineage: Eukaryota; Metazoa; Platyhelminthes; Trematoda; Strigeidida; Schistosomatidae
Source: the annotation of a GenBank genome assembly
ACUGCCCUUUUGAAACGCGCGCGAAGCCAAUUAAUUUUUUUCCUCUAUUAUAGUUAACAUACCUAGGUUCCUGCCUGAAGAUAUUGUUGUUCCACUGCUACUAUACACGGAAGCCCGUUAAGUGGAAGAUUUCAGGUACUAAUGUUGCCAAAUUCGAAUUUGGCGUUGCUCAGUAACUUCCGGAAAUAGCUAAGUAUGGAUUUCUUCAAACGUUCCAAGUUUGACAAGCUGAUUGAGAAGGCGACCAGUGAAAUGCUGAUUGAAUCAGACAUUGAAAGUACCAUUGCAGUUUGCGAUAACGUGCGUAGUCAAGAGAUUUCGCCUAAAUAUGCGGUUCAGUGUUUAAAGAAACGUCUUCAGUGUGACAACCCAAACGUCGUUCUGCACUCAUUCGAUGUGCUGGAGUCAUUAAUGAAGAACUGUGGUACACCUGUUCAUGAAGAAGUUUGUAGCACUGACUUUAUGCAGCAGCUUGUUGGGAUGGUUGAUACAUCCCCAGACGUUCGUGCAAAGCUUCUAGAGUGUCUUCAAAAUUGGGCGUAUGUUUUUCGUGAUAAGCCUGGCUACGUUGCUGUGAUAGAUGCUUAUGAAAACCUUAAAAACGCUGGCUACAUUUUUCCGGAGUUCUCAGAGAGUGCUGCUAUGUUCAGUGUAGUUUGUGCUCCAAGUUGGAAGGAAGGAAAUGCAUGCCAUCGAUGCAAGUCCGCAUUUACUACGUUCAGGCGUAAACAUCACUGUCGUAAGUGUGGUCAAGUGUUUUGUGGUGAGUGUACCUCAUCGCGCGCCAUUCUGCCUGAAUUCGGCAUUGAGAAGGAAGUGCGUGUUUGUGAUUUGUGCUUUGAAUCAGUUAACAGAGGAUUGUCUUCUGCUUCAAAUAACUCUGAAGAUAAAAGGUCUGUGGAGAGGGAGAAUCAGCUUCGACGUGAGAAAGAGCGACAACUGGAACAGCAAGAAAACGAGGAUCUCGAAUUGGCUUUAGCCUUAAGUGCUAGCGAAGCAGAGUCGAAUCAGAGGAAUAAUCAAAUAAAGUCUACUAUCAAUGACAAUAAACCUUCACCAUCAUCAGCAUCGCCAACAGUCGCUCACCUUCUCCCAGUUCUCGAUACAAGUGAAAUGGAUCCUGAGUUAGCGCAAUAUUUAUCUAAACAUUAUCAGAGAGCUAAUCCAUCAUCUACUCAGGAUGGCAUAUAUCAAGAAAAUUCUCAAGAACAUCUCAUGCUUCAACAGUCUACCACUCAACCUAGCGCACCUAUAUAUGCUUCCAGUACACCAUCAGAUAAUGGUACGAUUUCUAUUAACACUCUCAAGUCCGGAGUGAAUAGUGAUUUUAAUGUACCAGGGAAAAGUCGAUCCAGUGAGAUAAAUCCAGCUAAUCCUAACGGUAAGACAGACCUCAACUCAUCAGAAAUCCCAGAUCUAACUAAUCCAAAACAAGAAGAGUUCCUUGAUGCUCUACGUGGUAGUAUCGAAUUUUUCGUAAAUCGUUUGCAGAGUAAUAGUCAAAGAGGACGUAAUAUUUCAAGUGACACAACAGUCCAAACAUUAUUUUUGACACUAAAUAAAAUGCAUCCACAAUUAAUGGACUACAAACACUACAUGGAGGAACGCCGAGCCUAUUUUGAGAAGAUGCAAGACAAACUUAACCAGAUUCGUGAAGCUCGUGAGGCUUUGGAUGCAUUAAGACAUGAUCACGCUGUUCGCAAACAAAUAGAAGAGCAAGAAGCUGCUCGUAUGCGUCAGUUACAGAUAAUGCAGAAAUUGGAAGCUAUGCGACAACAGAAAAGAGACACUUUGGAGUACAAAUUACGUAUGACACUAAAACAAAAUAUGCAGUACCAACAAGAAUACGGAAUACCACAACAACCCUUACCGUACGGCGUCGAUUCAUUUUCUAGUGUACAAACUGUUGCACCUGGAGAAGGUUACCCAACCAAUUAUACUUUGCCUUAUAUAUCUGGAAUUAAUUACGCAUCAUUUCCACCUGUUCCGAACGGUUACCUACCAAGAGACAAUAGGGUUUAUGCCACACAAUUUCCAGAUCCGAAUUCACUUGUCCCCACUCAAAGUGGUGCUAGUAGACCUAGUUAUAACAUGUCAUACACACCACAAUUUCAUUCAUAUGUUCCCGAUCCAGUUGGCCAUAAUAUCCAAACACAUCCUUCGUUUUCUCAAGGAAACCAAAAUCCAGUUCCACCUGGCUCAUUUUCGAUGCAAAGUAUACAGACAUCUUUGCCGACUUAUACAGGACAGGAUGAUUCAAAAGGUUACCCUGGGAAUCAAACUUAUCCAUCUAGCCAACUUGUCAUGGACGAAAACAAUGUACCCAGGUACACACAGGAUGUGACCCAUCCAAGUGAUGCACCUAACAAUUAUACUGAGUCGGGUGCUGCAGAGGCACAGUUGAUAUCUUUCGAUUAAACGAAUUUGACUUUUUUUAUUUAUUUUUUGAAGCGAAUCAUUCAUGAUAUUUUCCCUGUAAUUAAAUAUUGUUGAUGUCAGCUAGUCAUUAUUAGUUUGGUCAUUUUCGUUUUUUUCCAUUUCCGACGCUUAUGUUGCAAGCAAAAAAUUCCUGGUUUAUUUUUGACUGAUAACAUUUUUAAUAGCUUGAUUGAAUAUGCUCCGUUAACUCACUAUUAUGUUAAUAUCUUAAUAUAUGUCAGCCGGGAGUGAAUGGUGUGGCCCUAAUAAGCAAAAAAAAAACGAUUGUACCUAAAAUAUUCAUGUUUCGAAUGGUUUCAUUUCUACAAAAAAUUGGAAUAACAUAAGAUGUUAUUGAUAACAGUGAGGUUGAUUACUCUAUCAUAUUCAAUUCGCUUUUCUUUUUAACUGAAUAAAUCCCAUCCAAAAGCUAGUCGUUUUAAAUGAUCUGGUAAUAAACUGUCAAUAAAAUCUUGU